Messenger RNA from Triticum aestivum (bread wheat), 794 nucleotides. RefSeq names its product inactive protein RESTRICTED TEV MOVEMENT 2-like. The record is from RefSeq and is a predicted model, not a curated record. The coding region runs from base 64 to 486 and encodes 140 amino acids. NCBI's taxonomy places the organism in Eukaryota, Viridiplantae, Streptophyta, Magnoliopsida, Poales, Poaceae. The transcript is spliced from 3 exons.
CGCCGCCGCCUCCCGAUCCGAUCGUUCCCGCCCAUCGCCGCCGCCUCCCGAUCAGUUGCGACGAUGGGGCUGCUAACGCGUGAGUGUGUGAAUGAACUAAGGACAGCCCACGACCGCGUUGCUGGAGGGUUGGAUAAUCUUGAACGGUUUCUGCAAACAAUUAACAAGCUCGUGGAACAAUCUCGAAUGGCUUCAGAGUUGAUCACCGCGGCCGAAAACACAGUUAGGGAACACACCAGUCAGAAAGAGCAGCUUCAACAGAAGAUGCAAGACGAAGCUGUCCUGAAGGAGCAGCUGCAGAAGAAGAUCGAGGAGGGAGCUGCCUUGAAGGAGCAGCUGCAGACUCAGAUGCAAGAGAAUGCGUCUUUGAAGGAGAAGAUACAGAAGAAGGACCAAGAAAAUGCCAUCUUGAAGGAUCAAGUAAAAUCUUUGAAGGAGCAGAUGCAGAAGAAGGACCAAGGAAAUGCCAUCUUGAAGGAAAGUUAAAAAACAACCUUUUUUAAGAGAAAAAUGCCAUCAAGAAAAUGCCAUCUUGAAUGAGCUGAGGUGUUUAACCAGUAACAAUGAUGGCCCAAUAAUUUAAUUUGAGCCCGUAAAAUAAUUUUGAAGUAUACUUUCAAAUCCGAUUUCAUGGUUUCAAAGAUGACGGUGGGCUCUUGAACAUGGCUUUUAAGAAAUUGCCCUCGCUAAGUAUAUAGGCAAUUUAGAAAAAAAACAGUUCUUUCAAUUUUUAGUGCAUACGAUCGAUGCAUCAAAGCAUCAUUCUCAUCCUUAUUGCCAAAUGACAUCCACGG